Messenger RNA from Neurospora crassa OR74A, 635 nucleotides. RefSeq lists its product as hypothetical. The record is from RefSeq and is a predicted model, not a curated record. Lineage: Eukaryota; Fungi; Ascomycota; Sordariomycetes; Sordariales; Sordariaceae. The transcript has 2 exons. Bases 116 to 430 code for a protein of 104 amino acids.
AACAAUUUCCAGCGCAAACAGCAAACGAACGGAACUUGCCUCAACUUUUCCAAGACAUUGCGCCAGGCAACUGCAGAGGGAGAACCUAGAGGCGGAAAACUUCCACUUCGAUAAAAUGGACGAAACACCGCCAACCAACCUGGCGGACCUGGUCAACGUCACAAGAGGUCCUCGUCGUGCCCGGCAACGACUGCGAUUCGAGCAGCCCCAGCAGACCCCCCAACGGACGACUCGAUCAUCACAGGCUGCCGCUCUUGAAGAAGCCCGGCGAGCUGCCCUGCGAUCAGUUGGUUCUGGAUUUACACCUGAGCCACAACCUUCUUCAACAUCUACACCUGUCCAUCCAAGGGAACAGUCUUCCGCGAUGCCUCACGGCCAAUUCAUCAUGUCUGAAUAUCUUCAUUUACUUCGCACGACCUUCACCUGUUGAGCCCUCCACCCUUUCAUCCCAUCUCAGCAGCUGCUCGCUGUGCGAUUGGUCCCGUCUGUUUACCGCCGCCAUGGCUUGCAGUAUGGGUGGGCUAUCCUUUGGGAUGAAUUCGCGAUAUCUCCAACCACCUUCACAUCAACCUUCAUGCAUGUAAUAAUCACCUUCAAACCUGACAAGAACCUUGAAUGCACUUUGCCCUCUUCUU